Messenger RNA from Frankliniella occidentalis (western flower thrips), 879 nucleotides. RefSeq lists its product as uncharacterized. Lineage: Eukaryota; Metazoa; Arthropoda; Insecta; Thysanoptera; Thripidae. The record is from RefSeq and is a predicted model, not a curated record. The transcript has 2 exons. The coding region runs from base 146 to 868 and encodes 240 amino acids.
CAAGUACUUAAAUUGCCGUCUCAACUCAAACUCGCAGCCCUUCGUCGACCUGGUGCUGGCCGGGCACGCCGCUACCCUCGAGGUGGUCAACCUCACAGAACCCUUCCAUUUCAUCACGACCUCGACGGGGUCACUGCCCGCCUGUAUGCCCAACCUCAGGGAGCUCGCCUGCUCCCUGCUCCCCGGCAUGGAGACCCUGGGUCCGUCGCUGACGAAGGUGACGCUGCACGUGACCCCCGACAUGCGGCAAGGAGUCCUCGGGGCCACGGAGAUGCUGCGGCGCGCCUCCAAGCUUCGCGAGCUCACCCUAAAGUACCGCCCGGCGGCCCGCACCUCGGCUCACGUCGGCGUCGCUCUGGUCGAGGCACUCACGGCGUGGUCGGGACGGUCUGCCGUGGAGGUGCUGGAGAUCGACAACAAUUGCGAGGGCGAGGACAGAGACGACGAUGACGGGGUCGAGUUCCUCCCUCAGCUGCAGCCGCUGCUCAGGACGCUGCCCUCUUUACCGUCGCUGCGGCACCUCGAACUGAGUGUGUAUGUCCCUCCGGACGAGCUGCUGCUGACAAUCACGUCGGAGACUGUGCCGGCCCUGCGGGAACUCAAGUUGCGCCCUAUGAGGUGGCUGCCCGCUCGCUGCGCCCACGACUGGUGCCACAAGGUCUCGGUCCAGACCCUGCUGUCGGUCAAUCCGGCGCUCAAGUUUAGUGUUUUCACAACACCGUACUGCCUCAAGGGUCAGCGCGAGUCCUGUGGGUCCUGCGCGCAGGGCUGCCACAACACAUUGUGGGAAUGGGAUUGGGAAGUGGAGUAUGACGAGGAUGAUGACGUUACCAGAUCAGACUAUCAGGACUGGAUCCAUAUUCAAUGAACCACUAAUAG